AAACUCUGUAACACUUCACAUAUUGUCCACCCAAAUCCAACUACUCUAAUGUCCUUAUAAAUAUCAUAGCGACUCUCACUUCAAGCUACAUUGCUUGCUUCAACAACCUCCUCUCCCCAGUUGAUCUCUCUCAUUGUAGCUUCUGUAGCUAAUUAAUUAAUUAGCUAGCAUUAAAAUGGCUAAGAAUGUAGCUCAGUCCACUCUUGAGAAAAAUAGCUUGGCUUCACUGGAUCAAAAGAUGGCCAUGGCAAAGCGGUGCUCUCAUGAAGGAGUAGUUGCAGGAGCCAAAGCAGCUGUUGUUGCUUCCAUUGCCACUGCCAUUCCAACUCUGGCUAGUGCAAGAAUGCUGCCUUGGGCAAGAGCUAAUAUCAACCACAGUGCUCAAGCUCUCAUAAUCUCUACAGUCGCUGGAGCAGCAUAUUUUAUAGUUGCUGACAAGACUGUCCUGGCUACAGCACGUAGGAACUCCUUCAAGAACUCUAAAAUUGAGGCUUGAUUUCUUCGAUAUGGAUAUGAACUUAUGCUAUAUUUUCAUCUAUUACUCUAUGAAGCAGUUGUAUAAAUUAUCCAUCAUCAAUUAACGUAUAAAUAAAGCAUGGUUUGCCAA
Molecule: messenger RNA, 607 nt
Organism: Manihot esculenta (cassava)
Lineage: Eukaryota; Viridiplantae; Streptophyta; Magnoliopsida; Malpighiales; Euphorbiaceae
Product: early nodulin-93
Exons: 4
Coding region: 176-496 (106 amino acids)
Source: RefSeq, a predicted model, not a curated record